Lodderomyces orthopsilosis Co 90-125 is the source of this 303-nucleotide messenger RNA. RefSeq lists its product as uncharacterized. Bases 1 to 303 code for a protein of 100 amino acids. Lineage: Eukaryota; Fungi; Ascomycota; Pichiomycetes; Serinales; Debaryomycetaceae. The transcript has a single exon. The record is from RefSeq and is a predicted model, not a curated record.
AUGUCUCAAGGAGCUCCAAUGACCCACAAAUUUGUAGUUGGAACCAUAGCCAUCUUUCUAGGUGGUUACGUCACCUACAAAGCGGGGUCCGAUUUCCAAUUUGUUAAAUUUGAACCUCAUUCACCUGAAGAAGUAGCUAGGAGGAAAAGAGAAAAAAUACCUACAAGAAUGGAAGUAUUGGAGAGUGCUACUUUGGACUUGACUCCUGAAGCUAAAGAGAGAAUUGGUCGCAAAUUGUUGAUGGAACAGGAAAAGAAACGACAAUUGGAGCAAGCUCAAGGGGAGUUGAAUUCGGGGAGGUAA